Molecule: messenger RNA, 2662 nt
Organism: Alosa sapidissima (American shad)
Lineage: Eukaryota; Metazoa; Chordata; Actinopteri; Clupeiformes; Clupeidae
Gene: asb6
Product: ankyrin repeat and SOCS box containing 6
Exons: 7
Coding region: 453-1826 (457 amino acids)
Biological process (GO): intracellular signal transduction; protein ubiquitination
Cellular component (GO): BRCA1-BARD1 complex
Molecular function (GO): protein binding
Source: RefSeq, a predicted model, not a curated record
UGUUUUUUUUUAUAUAUAAUGUCAUGUUUAGUAUGGAACGAGACCUUGUUUUCUAUUUCUGCUAACCGUUCUUCCUAGUGGACAUAUUUCCUUUGAAGUGGCAUUGACGGGGUUGAUCAUGAUGUUGAACAUGAUGUUACCGCCGUAGCUCUCGCCACUCGCCAGCUAGCCCAGCAGAAAACAUAAAGCUAAUACAGGUCGGUCGACUCCAAUAAUAUAGGCUACUACUUCGACAGACAGUCGUCUUGCAACGGUAGUUAGCUUCUAGCCUACUCAACAAACAUGAAAUCGUGAAAGUAACCAACAGUCAGUCAGAGUGGGAUUAUCGACAUAAUAGAAGAGAAUGGCGUGCAAGGUGUCAAAGUGACCUGCUAAAUCACAAACAUACAGCUGUGUUGAUUGUUGAAGUAACGUUACGGACGAGAGAAGAGACCGUGGGCCAGAGAGCAGAGAUGCCUUUCCUACAUGGCUUCAGGCGCAUCGUGUACGAGUACCAGCCGCUGGUGGAUUCUGUUCUGUGUGCAGUAGGACUGCAGGACGAGAACGGGGUCGAUGCCGACAGACUCUCUGCAGGGCAGGGUGUGUGUGAGCCGCUGGAAGAGGUUCUGAAGAGGGAGGCCCACUCUGCCGUGUUCGUGGAGGGCAUCAGCUGCGCCCUGUUCAAGGUGGCGGAGCGGGGCCUGGUCGGAGCAGCCGAGGUUCUGCUGCGCCACGGAGCCGACCUUAACUUUGAGGACCCUGUGUCCUACUAUAAUCCGCUCCACAUAGCCGUGCUGAGAAACAGGCCCCUCAUGGUGCGCAUGCUGGUCCAGCAUGGAGCCGACAUCGACAAGAGAGACCGAAUUCAUGAGAGUAGCCCCCUAGACCUGGCAUGCGAGGAAGCCGACAGGCUGCCGUGUCUGCGCACGCUGCUGGCGUUGGGAGCCAACGUCAAUGCCCACGACAAGAACGGUAAAACAGCUCUGCUCCAUGCCCUGGCCAGCAGUGAUGGACUCACGGUGAACAACACGGAAAACAUCAGACUGCUGCUUGAAGGAGGUGCCAGUGUGCAUGCGCGCACCAGCGAUGAGGAGACAGUGAUGUCGUCUCUGGUGUUCCUGGUGAAGGAGGCGCUGGACGGGUCCGAGGAGGACGCUGCACAGAUCGGCCAGUUCUGCCUGCGUGUCACCGAGCUGCUGCUGGACCACGGUGCUGACCCCAGCUGCAGCUGGACCCCCGGGGAGCCAGGGGGCGCUGGAGAGCAGCAGCAACAGGAGGAGCAGGAGGAGGCCGAGCCCUCCCUCACGCAGACAUGCCUGGAGCACUUUGACCUGCUGUUCCCGCUCGCGCUGCUGCUGCUGCAGAGGGGCGUCGCCCUGCAGUGCCCGCUCCACGGUGCCACUUGCUGGUCCGGGCGCCAGCUGCUGCUCGGGCGCCUUGAGGCGGCGUUGCGGGAGAGCACUGGCGCAGCGGGGACUGCCGACCUGCUGGCCCAGGCCGAGGCCCUGCUGGAGCUGGCUCAGGCCUGCUGUCCCCUGCCCGCACCUCUGGAGCCCCCCCACACUCACACCACCACGCCUCCAGGGCGCCCCGAGACUCACCCCCAGGCCCCCCACGCGGCCGUGCUGGAGCUCCGAGCCUGGCUGCGGGAGCAGGAGUCGCGGCCUCCUCCCCUGCGUCUGCUCUGCCGGAGGCUGCUGCGCCACUGCCUGCUGCCAGGGCCCCUGGGGCCCAAAGUCCAGCAGCUGCCGCUUCCUGACCGCCUCAAAGACUUCCUGCUUCCUGAGAGCAGCAUGCAGCGCUGGCCGGGGUGGGACCGCUGCCGACCCAGCCACCCCCCUCGCUGAGGACUCGCCUCCAGACACCACUACGGUAGCCUGAGAGGACCAAUCAGAGCUACUGCUGUGAACCCUCAGCGUGAUGUGAUAAGAGCCAGUGGCUGGUAGUCAGUCGGUGAGGGGACCUGUGGCUGUCACAGCUUCAGCAUGGACUUGAUUUAACUGGCUCAAGCUGUGUCUGUGACUGUGUGAGACUGUCCAACCGUGUGAGACUGUGUCAAACUGUGUCCAACUGCAUCAGACUGCGUGGCUCUUAUUGUUCUAGACUGCGUGGCCAUUAUAAUGCUGGUGUACUGUUUAUUUACCAGUUCUUGUUUACAGCCACAAUCAAUCAGACCUAUUUAUCUGCACUGCCACCCCUGCAUUGCUCCUCUGGCCAAUCUGCCCCAGUGCUAAGUGUCGAUGCUGAUCAGUGGAGGAUGCCUUGCCUCUCUCUGCUCCUCAGCCUUUGUGUGUGUGUGUGUGUGUGUGUGUGUGUGUGUGUGUGUGUGUGCGUGCGUGCGUGUAAGACGUGCCUUACAGAACCUCAGGAGAGGUUCAUAUUGUCUGAUCCAAUGUUUGAGGUGUCUUUGAUUGAUAAAUUAACGUGCCUGAGUUGUUAUUCCUAUUAGCCUUUGCAGCUAUCUGUGAUGUCUCUGAACUCCUUAUGCAGUGAGCCACACACAUACGCUAACACAGUCACACACUCUCACACACACACACACACACACACUGACGUCUUUAUGACACCAGUGGUCUGGUGAAUUUGGCUCGUUGCUGUGGAAACCGAAUGAUGUGCCAGCUUCAUGUUGUGGAACGUGUCAGAGGUGUUUUGCUCUGUGAAAUAAAAGCUUCAUGCUGCAGCA